Molecule: messenger RNA, 4864 nt
Organism: Erinaceus europaeus (western European hedgehog)
Lineage: Eukaryota; Metazoa; Chordata; Mammalia; Eulipotyphla; Erinaceidae
Product: mediator of DNA damage checkpoint protein 1-like
Exons: 3
Coding region: 527-2494 (655 amino acids)
Biological process (GO): virion assembly
Source: RefSeq, a predicted model, not a curated record
GCCGGAGCUCGCUCUUUCGGAUUCGAGUUUUCUUCUGAAGUUGUGCUAUUUGACAGUGCUCGGUGCUGGGGGCAAAACUUGAUACCGCGUGGGCCGGAGAGCGUCGCCAAACACUUCAUACCGUUCUCGGCCGGAUUUCCAGCCUCAACCCGAGCCCGCCUCCGCUUCCGUUUACUUUGCUGCAGGGCCGCGAGGAGCAGCGCUGGCGACCUGGAUCUGAAGUGGACAACCAGGGGCGAGCUGGAAGUGGAUGCCAUGCUCGUAACAGCUUAGAGCUGCUUCAGUCCCGGGUCUUCAGGUCUGUGACUACCUGCCUGAAGAUUUGUGGGGUCCUUACUCCUGCUCCAGCCUGGUUGGUGCCACUGCUUUGAAGGACAGGAAUUGCUUCUGGCAGACUGGCCUUGCUAUUUCCUAGUCUGCCUUGCUAACCUCAGAAGGUGGUGGGUUAAGUCAAGGAAUAAGGAAACUGAGGAUGGUGCUUCUCUAGGAACUGUUGUCCUUGAAAGGUGAAGAUAGUUUUGAGGACAUGGGGAAUAGCAACAGUGUGCCUUCCCACAGCCCUUUAGGAAUCAUCCUUAAGCACUGGUCAGUGUUCAGCUCCAAGCACAUGAGCAAGAAAGACAUGAUUUUCUACUGCAACUAUGUCUGGCGCUUCUAUAGCUUGGAGUCUGGUGAGCAGUGGCCCAAAAAUGGAUCCUUAGAUUACAUGACUAUCCUGCAGUUACAAGUGUACUGUAAGAGCAAGAGCAGGCACCUUGAAGUAGACUAUGUGAACACCUUCAUGGCAUUAUGUCAUAAUGUGAACUUGCGGAACAAGUACAAGUGUGGGGGAGAAGCUCCAAGCGAGACAGUUGUGACAGAAUUAAGGCUGCGGGAGGGUCAGCCACGCAGGGCACCUCCUGCUCCUCCUACCUCGAUACCCGGGGAUGUUGAUGCUGCUCGGACUGGUCCAGCCUCAGAGACUGGCACUAUUCCACCAGAGCCCAGGGAUGUGGUUGCCAAAUCCCCGCCAGGGCCUCAGCGGCUCCCCACCUCACCCUCCAGUGCCCAGCAGAGUGUGGACACGCCCCAGCCAGGGCCUCAGCGGCUCCCCACCUCACCCUCCAGUGCCCAGCAGAGUGUGGACAUGCCCCAGCCAGGGCCUCAGCGGCUCCCCACCUCACCCUCCAGUGCCCAGCAGAGUGUGGACAUGCCCCAGCCAGGGCCUCAGCGGCUCCCCACCUCACCCUCCAGUGCCCAGCAGAGUGUGGACACGCCCCAGCCAGGGCCUCAGCGGCUCCCCACCUCACCCUCCAGUGCCCAGCAGAGUGUGGACACACCCCAGCCAGGGCCUCAGCGGCUCCCCACCUCACCCUCCAGUGCCCAGCAGAGUGUGGACAUACCCCAGCCAGGGCCUCAGCGGCUCCCCACCUCACCCUCCAGUGCCCAGCAGAGUGUGGACACGCCCCAGCCAAGACCUCAGCGGCUCCCCACCUCACCCUCCGGUGCCCAGCAGAGUGUGGACACGCCCCAGCCAGGGCCUCAGCGGCUCCCCACCUCACCCUCCAGUGCCCAGCAGAGUGUGGACAUACCCCAGCCAAGACCUCAGCGGCUCCCCACCUCACCUUCCAGUGCCCAGCAGAGUGUGGACACGCCCCAGCCAAGACCUCAGCGGCUCCCCACCUCACCCUCCGGUGCCCAGCAGAGUGUGGACACGCCCCAGCCAGGGCCUCAGCGGCUCCCCACCUCACCCUCCAGGGCCCAGCAGAGUGUGGACAUGCCCCGGCCUCUCCCAGUCUCGCCCUGCCCCUCCUGUACCCAGCUCAAGUCAGCACUGGCUCUAGCAGAAAGGGCCAAGCAGACCCUGCCCUGGGGCACUCCUGGCAUGGCUAGGUCUGCAGAUCUGUACAAGUGGAGGGCAAGUGGGAAAAACCUGUUCACCUCCAUUGUUUAUUCAACGUUUUACCCCACCAGGCUUGACGUCUGCAUGGUGGCGGACAGACCUCUCUCUGGCGGGGAGCAGUUCCUCACGUUGCAGAAGGCGCUGCAGGAGGCUGUGGGGAUUACGAGAAACUGUGACAUCAAUAGGGCCCUGGAGGUGCACCAAUGCCCCAGUGAAAGCCCCUUUGCUUUUCUAGAAAGGAUUUCUGAGGCUUUACGAAAGUUCACCCCUGUGGACCCAGAGGACCCUGACUGUGCCAGGCUCGUCAACAUGGUCUUCAUCAGCCACAGCGCUCCUGACAUCCGCGACAAGCUGCAGCAUCUGCCUGCAGCCGAGGGCUACCCCACGGCGCUGCUGGUCAACCUGGCCAACCUCGUGUUUAAAGACCGCGAGCGAGUGGAGAGAGUGCGGAAGCAGAGACGGCUGCAGCGACAGCGCAGGAGGGAGCGGCAGAAGAGGGAUGCGCAGAUCGCCAGAGCCGUCCAGGAAGACCACUGCUGCUGCACGCCGGCCCCGGGGCUGCAGUGGGAACCGUAUGCCUACUGUGUGCAGGCCUUCACCCAGUUUUCCUAGCCGGCAGCCACUAGGAACCUUGGCGAGACACACUGGAGCUUUUUGUGGGUCCUUUACCCAAACCACUGCAGGGAGGGCUUGUUCCAGCUUCCUGUGUAUCUCAGAGAGCACCUAGGCUUUGCUGGAUUGUGGCUUGAUAACCAAAUGAGCGCUGACAGUUUUUGUACCACAGUGCCUUACGUGUAUGUGUUUGGGGAGCGGGAGUCCUGUGCUCUGCUUGGCCCUGAGUCUGCAACUUGAGGACAGACUACAUGAUGCGCAAGAUGCUCUCCACCUGCCAAGACAGAGUUCACUCUGUUCAGUGCAGCAGGUGCCAGAGAAGUGGGGUGAGCGCAGUAUGGAGCUAUGCCUGGUUUUCAAACAGGUCUGGAAUGUGCCAGGAGACGUGAGGUCGGGGGCCAGCAACCUAGCUCACCUGCUUGGUGUGCCUGCUUUGCCAUGUCCUCGCUAUGUUGGUGGAAGCUUCCCUUUGUCUUGAAAAAACAGCCCUGAGCCAAAGAGGUUGAAGCUAGGUGUGGGGCCAGAGCGGGUAAGGGACCCUGACAAUCUAGGACAGCAGUAGCCAGAAAAGUAGGGUGGAGGGAAACAAAAGCCCUGAGUUAGAAAUACUUCGCAGUCAAGAGACCUGUUAGGGGAGUUGUAAAGUCUUUUGCCAGCUUGUUCCGUCCUGCCAAUACCCAUAUGGCACUCCUGGGCAACUUUUUUUACUUUUUCUUCAGAGGAGAAACAGCAGGAGAAAGACCUGCAGUAGUACUCUUUGCUUUACUACUUACAAAGCUUGCAUUUUGCAGAUGGGGACAGAGUCUUGAACCCAGGUCCUUGUAUUCUAGCAUUGUGAGCCUCUGCCCAGCCCUUCACCACCUGAGUUCAUUGAUAGACUUUAUUGCACGUACAAGAACCUUGAGGUCCCAGGAUUUUUUUUUUUAUGCCAAAAAUUAAACUCCCAGUUGAUUACGUUUAAAUAGAAACUUGUGAUCGCUUAUUUAAUUGCCACCAGCGUUGUCACUGGGGCUCAGUGCUUGCACAAUGAACCCACUAUGUUUUGCUCUGCUUUUACUUGAUAGGACAGAAAUAUUAGAGGAGAAGGGGAGAAAGUACCUUUUAAUUGCUUCACAACUCACAUCUAAACCCUGCAGGUGGGGACCACAGGCUUGAACUAGGGUCCUUCCAAAUUGAUGUCUUCUCAGCCAAGUAGGUGUACUGGCCCCUCUUAUGAAUUUUUUUUUAAGAUUUUAUUUAUUAAUGAGAAACAUAGGAGAGAGAGAAAGAAGCAGGCAUCACCCUGGUACAUGUGCUGCCUGGGAUGGAACUCAGGACCUCAUGCUUCAGAGUCCGAUACUUUUAUCCACUGUGCCACCUCUGGGACCACAAUUUUUUUUUUUUUUAAUGAAUGUAAGUUGACUUUUAGAAAUACUUUGGGGGCAAGGUGGUGGCACACCUCCCCACCUGCAAGGGGAAAGAUUCACAAGUGGUGAAGCAGGAGGUGCAGAUGUCUCUCUCCCUCUUAUUUCCCCUCACCUCUCAAUUUCUCUCUGUCUCUAUCCAGUAAUAAUAAAUUAAAAACUUUGGGGCCAGGUUCAAGCCCCUGGCCCCCACCUGCAGGGAGAAAGCUUUGCAAGUGGUGAAGCAGGGCUGCAGUUGUCUCUGUAUCUCCCCCUCCCCUCUCAAUUUCUGGCUGUCUUUAUCCAACAAAUAAAGAUAAUAUGCCGGGCUAGCAUGAGGGUGUUUCUUCCUGGGUGCGCACUCUCUGGGUUGAAGAGAACUAGAGCCAACCUGGGCGGCUGCUUACUCAGCAACGCGGGAGAGAGAGCAGGAACUCGUGGCGGAGUGGGAACGCAAUGCCUCUUGAUCAGAGACAAGGCCUCUCUCUCUCUCUCUCUCUGUAUAUGUAUAUAUGUAAUCUUUAACCGGAAGUGGGAAAGGAAAAUGGCUAGGAGAAGGGGGGUGGAGAAAAGAGCACGAAGGUAGAAAGCUUCCAUAGCAGCUGUUGGGAAGGUUCUAACCAGUGGGAUUAACCAAAACCCUGCAGGCAGGGCGGGUCUCAGGCAAAACAGUGAUGAUGUAAAUAGACCACGGCAUCAUCAUGGAGCAAAGCAGGGGACUGCCCGACAAUAAUACAAAAGCUACUGAAUGAAAGCUAUUAAAAUAAGUAAAAAACUAAUUAGGAAAUAUUUGUAGUGACUGACGUGUCAGCAGCUGCUUCUUGCUGGCUGCCUCAGCACAGAGGCGCUUGAGCCAUGGCUGCAGGUUCACACCACGUCUGAGCUCUUGCCACAGUCCCAGCUGUGGGACAAGUCUUGAGCCAUCAUGGGGACUGUUCUCAUGCUUGAGUUCUUAGCUGAUUCUUCAGUAAACUUACUUGGAAAUUGA